UUUUUUUUACAGCCCAUCGGAUGUUUAGAUAAACAACGAUUCAAUUUGUCGUGUAUAAAAAUAAUUAUUUCUAAAAAUUUCUGCAGCACUUUCUUUAAUUGAUAUUUUCUAACAACCACCUGUAUAUAAUGACCUUACCAUUCAACCUUGUCAGAUCAAUAAACAAUUCUUAUUGUACAAGUAGCAUUUUAUUAAUUCGUCGUGUUGAAAAUGUAAAUGAUUAAUAUUGGAAUUUUUCUUUUCCCGCAUAACCUCAAUAUUGUGGAUAUCCCAAGAAUGAUUUGGGAUUUAUAAAUUGUAAAUUUCAAGCGACAGUACAAAUAGUGAUAAUGCACGGAAAAGGUUUUAUUUUUUUCAACGUGUCUCUGAUUAUUUUAACCAUAAGUUCAUCGGUCAAAUGUCAACAAUCAUGUGAAACUCCGAACGGUGUUUCGGCGAUUUGCAUUUCCGUUUUCGAUUGUAAACACUUUAUAAAAGCUAUUAGAAAUAGAAAUCUUUCACAACUCGCUUUUAUACGAAAGUCACAAUGCGGUUAUGAUUCUACUCCCUUUGUUUGCUGUGGUGAAGAUGUCGAUUUCCUCCCAAUACCAUCAGGAAGAUCUUCGUCAACUAUUAGUCAAAAUUUUCUGAGAAACUCGGCAAUUCCUGAUUGGAAGACCUGCGGAAUACAGAAAUCUGAUACUGGUAUUGCAAGAUUCAUUAUUGGAGGAACAGAAACGAAAUUGAAAGAAUUUCCUUGGAUGGCUCUUCUUGGUUACACAGAUAAAUUCGGUAAUUUGCUAUGGCCUUGCGGAGGUACUCUCAUCAACUCCAGGUAUAUUUUGACAGCUGCACAUUGCGUCACUGGAGAUAUAUUAAAAUUAGUAGGGAAACUUUCUUAUGUGAAGCUUGGUGAGCACAACGUAAAAACCGAAAUCGAUUGUGACAAACAUGGAAAUUGUAACAAUCCUCCAGUUGUAGUAGAUGUGGAAACUAGUAUUUUCCACGAGGAUUACGAUCCAGAUGAUAAAACCAGCGCAAACGAUAUAGCUCUAAUAAAAUUGAAUCAACAAAUCACGUACACAGAUUUUAUACGUCCAAUAUGUCUCCCGGAACCAAACGAAUUUUCUUUUAUCGGGGAUUAUCUCACAACAGCCGGUUGGGGUUUAACAGAAAAUCGGACUAAUUCUAAUUAUUUAUUAAAAGUGGAAGUUCCAUUAAAUGAUAAUGAAAAAUGUAAUAACGCUUUUAGAUCUACGGGGGAGACUCUGUUAGAUUCACAAAUUUGUGCUGGAGGAGACGCUGAACGAGAUUCUUGCUCUGGGGAUAGCGGGGGACCUUUAAUGGCUAGAAGGGCGAGCAAUCCACGUCAAUGGUAUCAAGAAGGAAUCGUUUCUUUCGGUGAUGUAACAUGUGGUAUACAAGGAUUACCAGGUGUCUAUACAAAAGUCUCAAGUUUCUUAUCCUGGAUACAUAGACAUUUAAAUACAGACGAAGAAAUUAAUACUGUAAACAAUAUUCAAACAGAAUCUAAAAGAUAUAAGAGACUCAUUGCAUUCAAAAAGUUUGAAGGGAAAUUUUGUCCGAACAAAAAAAGGCGAAGAACGCAAAUAAUAAAAAAAAAUCGGAAAAUAAAAAGUCUUUACGGACCAAGAUAUGAAAACGAAAUUGUCAAUGAAGUUAACAAAGAUUAUAAUGACGAUAUUUAUAUUUUGAAACCAUCUGAUUAUCCAAAAACCUACUCGAUUAAAUCCAAAAGUAAUAACAGGAAAUGUGGUAGAAAUUCGGAAGGUGUCAGUGAAAAAAUAGUCGGUGGGACACGUGUAGCUUUAGGCGAAUACCCCUGGAUGGCGUUAAUUCAAUAUAUCGGAACUAAAGGGGUGACAAAUGGAUGUGGUGGUACUUUGAUAAAUUCAAAACACGUUUUAACAGCUGCUCAUUGCGUAGACGAAGAUAUUCUACAAUUCCAAAAUUUAAAAUUGUAUCGAAUUAUUUUGGGGGAAUAUGAUACAAAAACAGAUCCCGAUUGUACUGCUGGACCUAAUAGCGUUUGCGCAGAUGCAAUUAAAGUUUAUAAUGCCGCGCAAAUAAUCAAACAUUACAAUUUUAAUAAAACAAAUGGCUUAUUGAACGACAUAGCGUUGAUAAAAUUAGACAGGGAAGUUGAAUUUUCAGAUUAUAUUAAACCUAUUUGCCUUCCGAGAACGAACUUUGUUCUUAAUCAAAAUGGCAGAGAAACAGUCACUGUUGCUGGAUGGGGAACAAUUUUCACCAAAAAAGAUGUUUCUGCAAAAGAAAGUACUAGCAGAAUGUUGAACAAAGUUGAUCUUCCAGUUGUUGAUCAAGGUUAUUGUACGAAUCAAGGUGUUAUUUUGACACCGGGUCAACUAUGCGUAGGUUUGGGAAAAGGCAUGGACUCCUGUCGGGGAGAUUCAGGAGGUCCGGCGAUGGUCCAAAUUGUUGAAGACUCAGAAAUCGUCACUUACCAAAUAGGCAUAAUUUCCUACGGAUUUAGUCCUGAUAGGGAAUUGUGUGGAAGUGUUUCGUCAGUUAAAACAUUCGUUCCUUAUUAUUUAAACUGGAUUUAUAAUCAAAUGUGAUAAUAUCUUUAUAUAAAUAGUAAUAAAUGAUACGA
Molecule: messenger RNA, 2614 nt
Organism: Diorhabda carinulata
Lineage: Eukaryota; Metazoa; Arthropoda; Insecta; Coleoptera; Chrysomelidae
Exons: 9
Coding region: 330-2579 (749 amino acids)
Biological process (GO): proteolysis
Molecular function (GO): serine-type endopeptidase activity
Source: RefSeq, a predicted model, not a curated record